Triplophysa dalaica is the source of this 3138-nucleotide messenger RNA. It is a transcript of the gene erich2, whose product is annotated as glutamate-rich 2. The transcript is spliced from 12 exons. NCBI's taxonomy places the organism in Eukaryota, Metazoa, Chordata, Actinopteri, Cypriniformes, Nemacheilidae. The coding region runs from base 1716 to 2642 and encodes 308 amino acids. The record is from RefSeq and is a predicted model, not a curated record.
CUUUAAUGAUUGGGCAAGAACGCUUCAUUGUGACUGCCUGGAGUUCUGAUCAAACUCAAUGAAAUGAUUCAUCCGUGUUCACUUUUCUCCUAGUUUUUGGUGGCGCACCUGUUUGCAAACACGGUUUUGGGAACUAUAAUAACUUAAAAUCAGGGAUUUGCAUGGCGGCGGUUACCAUAAUAAUGCAAAAUGAUCCACUGCACGCGUUCAUUGAGGACCGGACCCCAAACUCCACGCCAGAAAGUCCCCCCCUGACGCUGCUGGAAAACACCUGCAAUCGCAUCGGCCAUUACUUUAUUUCCAGACCCGUGCGUCACCUCCAGCAAACUACAUACCCACGCACACUGGAUUUUUUCAUCAACAGGGAAAGUUGGCAACCGAGGAUAUCCACUGGUGGACUUUAGGAGACACCAGCCCUAUCAGUCAUUCAUCUACAGUCACCUCGCAUCACUUUCCAAUCCACCGCGGGUGGGUUCUGGGUCACCCUGAAAUUUCACAGUACCAGUCUCAAAUCGGCACUCUCGUGCAUUCCAAAUCAUCUCUAAUUGGUGCGCGCAGAUGCCGGAGAUGCAGGUGUCCCAACUGCCAAAAGACAACUGAGGAACCGGGGAGGAGAAAACAACACGUGUGCCACAUACCGGGCUGCGGGAAGGUGUACGGCAAGACGACGGUGGCACGCAGGUGAGCGGCCCUUCAUCUGCAGCUGGAUGUUAUGUGGUAAAAACUUCACGCGCUCUGACGCGCUCCAGAGACACAUGCGCACGCACACCGGAGAAAAGCGCUUCACCUGUACGGACUGCACGAAGCGAUUCAUGCGCAGUGACCAUCUGGCCAAACACUGAAACACUUGAUAAAGAAGAACGGACCGCCGUUUCCAAUGCUGGAUCACGUUACGCGUAAUGCUGGGAGGAAUAUUUAACUCUAAAGAUUUUUCAAAGUUAUUUUUUAGGAGCACCUGGGAAAGUAUACUGUGUGAUAAAACUGAAGAACUUGUUAUUUUCCCCAUAAAAUGUAUGGGAGUAUUAAAAUACAAUACAAGACAUUUGCUCAGAUUUUGCCCAGAUUUUCAAUCUGGACUUGUUGCAGAAAUUCGGUUCCAGUCUACAGAUUUUAGUGUUUUUCUUUCUGAAACUUUCAAAACUUCUGUAAGUGUAUGAUGUCUAGUUUAAAAAAAUCUGCCUUGUAGUAUAUUCCAGCCAUUACGUGCGCCAGGUAUUUAAAUGUAGUUGAUUUUUAUUAUAUUAUUGAAAAAUGUUGUUUAGCACAUUAUAACUUCACAAUUUUGACCAAAGAACUAAAAUGAUUUAUAAUGAUAAAUUAAGCAAAAUUAUUUUUCAUUUGUUAUUGUGCCACUGUAAAAAGUUUCUUAAAGCUACGUGUGAAAGAGUAAUAAAACGACUGUAGUACGAAUGGUAUUUUUCUAAAACGGCGUUUUUAAUGACAAAUUGUUCCUUAAUUGUAGGACAGGGGUAGGUUAGGUCUUUAAUUAGGACGGGAAUUUACGCAAUGCGUUGGUUCCGGAUGGAGCAUGUUGCACUCGAAAUAUUUGAAGGUGAGAACCUAGUUGCUAUGGAAACAGUACACACUUGUUCGGUCACCGCAGCCAGAAAGUCGAAAAAACUUCAAAACAUCUUAUAAUUUUGAUAUUAACAUUUAGUGACCGCAUAUAUAUCUCAGUGAAGUUCGCCAAUAUAGAUCGUCGAUUUUACAUAUUUAUGACUAACUCGUUUUUCUUGCAAAAAAUGAAAAGAUUACAGUGUAUUGGAAAGCUUUCAGAGGUGUCUUCAAAGGACACUGAAAAGGAAACUGCACCCAUAAAGCCAGAAUGUGCCACCCCAGCAGAUCCUUUGCCCAAAAAAUCUGUGGAAUGGAAACCAAAUAGGCAACAGAAACCAAAACCCAGUGGAAUGACAGAGGUACAAGAUCCUACUACAAACUCUGUCACAACAAAUCCCACAACGUUUGGAGCACAAAAUACUAAGAGGCAACAGAAACCAAAAUCCCGAAAAACAGAGAGACAAGUUUCUUCUACGAACGCUGGCACAGGAAAUCAAGCGCUAACAACACUGCAAAAUACUGCGAGCGGAGGGCAUAAUGCCCCUAAAGCUCCGUCCUUCAAAAAUGUAACCACGCAUGGACAUAAAGUGCCUAAACAGGUUGUGCGUGUUAUGACAGAACAACAAGCAACACCUGAAGUGCAUUUAGGCUGUAGACAUGAGCUACAAACCCUGUCAGAAAGUGACCCGAAUCCUCCUGUGGAACAGCGUGAGGAAGAAGAAAGUGAAGAAAAUGAGACAGCCGAAGGUCACGUGCCGCUAGAAUUAUUUGCAGAGUUCCUGGAUGCGGUUAUGACAAAGAAUUACCAACUUGCGAAGAAACUUUGUCAGAUGAUCUUAAUAUAUGACCCCCAAAACUCGGAGGCAAAGAGCUUUUUGCCACUCAUUGAAGAAAAAUUACUGAUAGAAACAGAGGAAAGUUCAGACAAUGAUAAUGAUGAGUCUGCUGAAUCUGACACAUCUGAUGAGGAGGAGGAAGAAGAUAGCAGUGAUGAUGAAGACACAGACGAUAAUGAAUCUUCAGAUACCUGUGACACAGAUGAAGAGUCCACUGACAGCACAGAUGAUACAUCCUCAUCAUCAUAAAGGGAGGAAGACAUUAAACAAUGUCAAGUGCCUUUCUCAUCAGUGUUGUGCUAUUGUUUUUGAUAUCAUAUGAACAUGUCUUAUUUAUUUUGCAUAUUUAAUUUGCAUAGUGUUUGGAAGCUAUUAUAAACAUUUACAUUAAUGCAUUUGGCAGACACUUUUCUCCAAAGCGACUUACAUAGCAUUAACCUAUAGAUUUGUUUCUAAGCAUGUGCAAUACCCGGGACUCGAUCCCACGACCUUGCGUUAUUAACACAAUGCUCUCACCACUGAGCUACAGGAAAGCAUUAUGUCGAGAAACGAUCGAAAUCUGCAUUUUGGCUGGAACCAUGCCCGUCUCCUUUUGUAAUUCACCCUUGUCGGAAGUGCUCCAGACAUGUAACACAGGGUGACCCAUGAGUACCGACUCGUGGUCCUUUCGCGAUCCUGCCCCUAUGUACAAGUUUGUGGCUAUUCAAAAAACACAAGACAGAAUAGCGCCAUCUGGGGGGCAAGC